Molecule: messenger RNA, 1492 nt
Organism: Klebsormidium nitens
Lineage: Eukaryota; Viridiplantae; Streptophyta; Klebsormidiophyceae; Klebsormidiales; Klebsormidiaceae
Source: the annotation of a GenBank genome assembly
UGGAACUUGAUUGAAAUUUGGUUCUAGGUACAUGGUCGCUGAUUCCCGCUUCCACUCUAAGGUAGUCUCCAAACUUUCUCUUCGCGGAAUCUCAGAGCUAGGUCUACCGUCUCAGCAGCAGAGGCCUGAAAAACAUCACUUCGUUUUCAACCCAUUGACAACAGCGCUGCUAAGGAGCUGUUCCGCAGCUACAGCCCAUAUCAGCUCUCCGAUCAGUGAUACAAAGCACAGCAAGCGCAAUAAGCAACUUGAGCAGAUAUCCCUUGCACAGUCCGCCUGUGUUAUCACUUCUUGCCAGCUGCUGCCAGACCGGAGCAUUGAUUGGAUUGCUCAUGCUUAUUGAUCUAGUGGAACAGGCACAGCUGAGCUAGUAAGCCCGAAUCCAGUGUUGACACUACAUCCAGCAGGCGGCGCGUGGCUCAUCUGAAUCCAAUGGCGCCCAGUUCAGACAUUACGGUGUACCACGCUCGAAUGACCCGCUCUUCUCGGGUCGUGUUUCUGCUCGAAGAAUUGGGCUUACCUUACAAGGUCGUCAAGAAGCCGUUCCUGCCUUUCGGUCUGAGGGACGACGCCGAGUACGUGGAUUCCAUUCACCCCCUGGGACUGCUUCCGGGUUUCACGGACGGCCCUGAUAUCACCAUCAUUGAGUCAGUGGCCGUCAUGCAAUACCUAGUGGAGCAAUACGACCCAGAACAUAAGCUCUCCCCGCCCAUAAGCGACAAGCACGCGCGCGCGGCGUAUCUCAACUGGCUCGUCUUCGCGGAGGCGACCCUCGCGGCCGCCGUCGGCUACACCGAGAUGCACACACUCGUGCUGCCCGAGGAGCGCCGCAACGCGCGCGCCGCGGAGCAGACAAAGAUUGGCGUGACUCAGGGCCUGGCGAUACUCGAGAAAGCGCUGGCCGGGAAGACGUUCGGGAUCGUAAACGGCUCCUUCACCGCUGCGGACAUCGUGCUGUACCAGACUGUGUAUCUCGCGGACGAGCUGCUCCACAUGGUUUCGCCCGAAGAGUACCCCAACAUUUCCGCCUGGUAUGCGGAGGUGGCUAAGAGGCCUGCGGCGGCAAAGGCUUACAAAGAGUGAACGGUACAAUCCCGGUACAAUGUGUUGGGCUGUACGGUUGUAAGUACGUCAAUUUUGCCGCGGAUGUGAAGCUUUUAGAGUGCGCAAAGUACGACAACGAAGCGGGGCAGUUUUGUUUCCUGGAUGCCCACGACUUGAGGAUUGAUUUAGAUGGCUUUCGAAAGAUAUAAAAGGAAAGGCACAAAAGCGCAAGGCCGUGCAAUUCCGGUUUGCAAUGAUUGGCUAAACGAAGUAAACGACUGACAUUGUUCGAUUUGCGGGAAUGGUACUAGUGACAAACGACGGUCAGGAGAGUUCCAGGAUAGAUGAUCAAAAAAGACGACUCAGCUAAAUAGUAUAGUUCUACAAAGAGAACGGAAUUGCUUGCUUGUAACUUCGUGUAAUCAUUUUAUUUCUACAAAAAUUGCAU